Aphanomyces astaci is the source of this 3379-nucleotide messenger RNA. RefSeq lists its product as hypothetical. NCBI's taxonomy places the organism in Eukaryota, Oomycota, Saprolegniomycetes, Saprolegniales, Verrucalvaceae. Gene Ontology annotation, cellular component: nucleoplasm. The record is from RefSeq and is a predicted model, not a curated record. The coding region runs from base 51 to 3308 and encodes 1085 amino acids. Gene Ontology annotation, molecular function: calcium ion binding. The transcript has 6 exons.
CCACCAUCCCCAGUAGUUGGUACUUGUCGGCCGCAGCCUCGUCGUGUACGAUGCAAGCCGCCAAUUUUGCGCCGUCUAUGACCCCCCGGCCGCAAAAGGCGGCGCCGUCCCCCCGGAAGGCGCGCAUGCUGAACCACAAGGCGCCGUCUGUGUCCCCCAUCAAAGUGUCAGCGUCUUUGAGUCUGUCCAAGCAUGCCCCGCACGAACCGGUGGAAGAGCCAGCGUUACGACCGAGUAAGCUCAAAUGGGACGGAGAUACCCACGCCGUGCGCAACUUGCAGAGCCACAUCCACUUUGGCACGACCGCUGUGAGCGGCGUGGGUGAGAUCGUCCUGGUGUUCGACGGCUACGGCAUCCACCUGACGACGGACGAGGCCAAGAACCUCCUGUGUGAGUACGAAGAGAACAACGACCUGAACCUGCCGUACCAAGAGUUUGUCGACAACUUUGCACUCAUGCUGCGCUCCAAAGAGUCGGGAAAGCGCCACGUCAUCAAGAAGACCCGGCUCACGGAACACGUCAAGCGGCUGCAGACGUUCCAGCACGGUGUCAUCCAGGAAAUGAACGAGCUGCUCAAGCUUCGCCUGAGGGAUUCGUGGUCGACGUUUCGUGAAACUUUGCGGGGCCUCGACAAGGACAAGAGCGGGUUUUUGUCGGCGGAAGCGUUCUUGAAGGUAUUGCGCAAGUUCAACAUCCCCAUCACAAUGGAGUCGCUCGAGAGUCUCAUGCUUCGGUACGACGCCAACGGCGACGGCAUUGUCAACUAUGCCGAGUUCAUUGCCCAGUUUGGCGCGUCGUUUUCCAACUACAACGCCGAGCGGGUGGGGAAUUCGAUUCUCCAGCACACGGCCCACGACUUUAGCGUGGCGGCGGUGGACGAGAAGGAGCAGUCCAACUUUUUACGUGGCCAAGUGCGCAAACUGGUGGACGACAAGGUUGCCGCCACGUGGACAAACUUGCGGGCAGCGUUUCUCGAGCUGGACGCGGACAAGAAUGGGAUUCUCACGCCGGACGAGCUCAAGCGCAUGCUCAUGCGGUUCCAGAUCGACUUGACAGACGGCCAAUUCCAGCAGUUGCUCGCGUGUUACGACACCAACAACGACGGCCAGGUGAACGUGGUCGAAUUUUUCAAUCACUUUGGCGAGGAAAUCAAGUUUGGCGACGCGGUCACACCGUCGUCGUCCCCGGCCAAGUCGAAAUUUGUGCUUGCCGAGCGCACGUCGCUGGUCAUGGGCGAAAAGGUGCACCAGAACGACCUCCCCAACAUCAAAGAGCACUUUUCCCGCCUCGAAGAUGCCACGUGGCACGCCAUGUACCUCGAUUUUGUGGACGCGGACCUGCAGAAAACUGGGUGGAUUCCCCGCGCGCAGUUUUUGCACAUUUUGAGCAUGUACAUGGGGGAACUCCCGAACAAGAACAUCCUGUCCAUCUUUCGGUCGUGUGGAAGCCACCACAAUGACCUGAUGAACUACCGCGACCUGGUCAAGGCGUAUCGCCCCAAAGUGAUGGGGCUGUACGCGCCACACCCGAACAAGAACACGAUGAACGCCCCCAAGCAGAGCCCCACCGAGUACCUUCUCAUGGAGACAAGCAUUCGCGAAAAGAGAAGUCAGAUGGAGAUGGGGGUGUGGAAAAUGCUCAAGAACGAAGUGAUUGCCGCCGAUGUCAAGCGCAUCGGUCGCGUCACAGCUGACUGCUUCACAAGCAUCGUCAAGCACCACAUGCAUCUCCGGGACGAACAAAUUGCGUUCUUGUGUUUGUUUUACGAAGACAAGGCGAAUACCCAUCACACGUGCUCGAUUCGGUACUCAAGUUUCCUCACCGACUACGACACAGCGGCGGACGACGACGGGUCCCUGAGAGGAGGGGGGUACACCCGCGAAGACGACGAGGACGACGACGUGUACAUACCACCCCACAUGCCCCCGCCGCAGCUCCGCUUUGGGCGCCCCCCAGACAACUCGGUCAAAGCAGCCAUCCGCCAGCACCUGUCAUCCAUCGAAGCGGCGCUCCUCCUCGCCGACACCGACCUCAAGGGCAUGAUCGGCCGAGACGAGUGGGUCGGUAUCCUCCACGACCACCACAUCAAAUGCGACGCGAGUCAGUACGACGAGCUGUUUGGACGGUACACAAACGCGUCGUUACAAACUCUGCGAUACCGUGAACUGCUCUUGGACAUCGAGUCAGGGAUCCAAGGUAAGACGGUGGAAGGAGGGGGGUUCGGGGGCUUGGGGGGGCUCUCGGCGACGAGCGGCGGGGCGUCGACAGACAUUGCCGGAAAUGGAGCCAUUCGAACGCUGGACGAAGCCAAAGCGAUGCUACGGCACCACUUGACUUCGUCCGCGUCUUCACAACGUCGUGUGUAUAAGUACUUUUCACUGGUCGACACGACCAAGUCGGGUCAGCUGCCGUACCCCGAAGUCCGUCGCGUGCUGGAGAAGAUCGGGCUCGUGUUCGGUGACAUUGACGUGUUCACGGCGGUGAUGUCGUACUAUGACGUCGACAACACGGGGAUGGUGCCGUAUUUGCAGCUGCUGCACGCCAAUGGCGGCAAAGACCCCGACAAAAUGACAGGCCUGAGCGACUUGGCGAGCAAUUGCUCGUAUUACAGCGCGAUUUCCAUCGCCCCCAAGGCAGUGGCGUCCGGACCGCGGCGUGCCCAACUCGCUAAGUCCCACGAGAUGAUCACCCAAGUGAUCAACCACCACGUCGAGGACGGCAAGGCCGCCGUGGGGGGCGCCAUCGACGCCGAAGACAAGAUGAAGGCGCUGCUGGCGAAACGGUGGAAGACAAUUCUCAAGAUGUUUCAGCAACUGGACACGGAAAAGCGCGGGACGAUUUCCCAGGCGUCGUUCAAAAAGGUCAUGGACAACGUCGGGCUCACGCUGACCUUUGAAGACGUGCUGCGGAUAUGCAAAAAAUAUGACUCGGACAACAGCGGCCGACUGCAGUACCAUGCGUUCCUAAAGCAACAUGUCCAAGGCAAAAGUACUUUGAGCGAGUUCGCGCCGUUAAAAAUGGACUCGAAAGAGGUCCAUAAUCUCCCGGCGUUGAGUCCUCGCAAAUCACGGGUGCCGGACGACGUGCGCGGCACCCUCAAACAAAAGUGGAAGUCUGUGUAUGCGUCAUUGAAGAAGCUCGACGCGACCAACUCGGGGCGCCUGAGUCCGCAGCAUUUUCGCCACUUGCUCGAAUGGUUUGGCAUCACCCUCACCGAUGACAAUUACUACAUGUUGCUCAAGGACUUUGACUCGAUGGACGACGGCCAUGUAAAUUACAACACAUUCAUGCGCGCAUGUUUAGAGUAGGCUCUAGGAGGAUAUAUAAACACGAGUUCACGCUUUUUGUUAACAUAACGUAAAAAACCAGUUUAUGAUAA